Messenger RNA from Papaver somniferum (opium poppy), 1209 nucleotides. RefSeq names its product probable carboxylesterase 2. The record is from RefSeq and is a predicted model, not a curated record. Bases 135 to 1133 code for a protein of 332 amino acids. The transcript has a single exon. Lineage: Eukaryota; Viridiplantae; Streptophyta; Magnoliopsida; Ranunculales; Papaveraceae. Gene Ontology annotation, molecular function: hydrolase activity.
CUAUAACAUGUGCUACAUUACAGCGGCAAUGACAUGACAGCAUUAUCACCCAACCCCACUUUACCAUAAACUUCAUCCAAUCAGAUCCCAUCUAGUUUCUUUCAUUUCAUUUUUCUUCAUCUUCUGUAGAAAUAAUGGAGGGAAGCAAUGAAUUGGCUUAUCAGCUUCUACACUAUUUGAAGGUAUACAAAGAUGGUAGAGUAGAGAGGUUACCAGGCUACCAAGAUGAAUUUGUUCCUCCAUCUAUUGUUAAAAAUUCAGAAUCAAGCGUUUUAUCCAAAGAUGUUGUAAUCGUCUCUGAAACUGGUGUUUCUGCAAGACUGUAUCUUGCCAAAUCAAGCACUCACCAAUUGCAAGAGAAGAAGAAUAAGCUUCCACUUCUCAUUUAUUUCCAUGGUGGAGCUUUCUGCACAAACACUUCCUUCAAUCCUAAAUACCACAACUAUGUCAAUUCAUUAGUUUCAGAAACAAAUGUUGUUGCCGUCUCGGUGGAGUAUAGACGAGCCCCGGAGCAUCCACUCCCCGUCGCCUACGAGGAUUCAUGGACUGCCUUGCAAUGGGUACUUUCUCAUUCUACUGCUACCACUAGUAAUGGGCAAAAACCUGAGACAUGGUUGAAUGAGUAUGCAGAUUUCGGUCGAGUUUUCUUGGCUGGUGACAGUGCAGGUGCUAAUAUCGCGCACAACAUGGCUAUUCGUGCUGGGAUUAGUUCUGAACGAAUUUACGGCUUGAAAUUUUUGGGAGUUGUUCUAGUGCAUCCUUACUUCUGGGGGAUGGAACCUAUAGGGCUGGAGCAAAGAGACAGAAGUUUAAGGGAAAGAAUAGAUAAGCUAUGGCUCACUGUUUGUCCAUCGACGACAGGGAAUGAUGACCCGCUUAUUAACCCAGCUACAGACCCCAAUCUUUCGAAUUUGGGAUGCAACAGGGUGUUGAUUUGUGUUGCGGAGAAAGAUUUGUUGAGAUACAGGGGACUGUUUUAUGGUGAAUUACUGCGGAAGAGCGGGUGGAAAGGUGUUAUAGAGACCAUGGAGACAGAAGGGGAAGGUCAUGUGUUCCAUCUCUUUAACCCCAGUUCUGAGAAUGCUGUGAACAUGCUCAAAAGGUUGGCUUCUUUCGUCAACCAAGAUGAUUAAGUUCUAAAAAGAACAUGUAAAUUUGAUUUUGCUAAUCAACUAAUAAAAUGAAAACAAACCGCAGAUUCUCAGUGUC